AUGUACGAAGAAAGUUUCCCCCCGCAUCAACGAGCCUCACUUCACUCCACCUCUGCCGCCUGGGCUGUAGCAAGUCUCACCUCUGCCCUGACAACUCGACUUUCCAUGGCCCUCACUUGCCGCUUCCCAGUCGGACGACUGCCCUUGAACGUGGCUCGAGUCCCAUCGCCGCCUCCACCGACUCUGUCAGAGGCCUGCGUCCCGUCGGUCGGAUCGCCUUGUUUCGGCUGUCCCGGCGAUGUGGACCUCCGGACACGAGGCGUCAAUUUCGGCCUCGGCCUCAGCCUCGGGCUCGAGUCCGCGCGGUCAAUGCCUACGGCCACGGUGGCCUCAACCGGCGCCGGCCUCGAAGCUGCCUACUCGGCCUAUUACACCAGCAUGAUGGUCCAUCAAUUGGGCCGUCUGCCUGAGGCGAGCGUUUCCAGUCAUCAACGAGUCGAGCACGCGGUGGCCGGCGCCUCGAUCGAGUCCGGUCAGACGAACCUCUGCCGAGUCGUCCAGCCACCAACCCAGCCUCGGCUACAGCCCUGCUUCCCUCUAGACCCGGAGCCGUCUCCCCCUGCCCUCUUAGACACACUACAGCCAGGCAUCUCCGUCACCAACCGCCCGGACCAGGCGCCGUCUGGUAUCACUUUCCCUCCCUCCUCCUCCUCCUCAUCCUCAUCAUCAUCAUCAUCAUCAUCCUCUUCCACCUCCUCCCUCUUCCCCUCCGUCCACCCGAUGAGCCUCGGCGAGCCGUACGUUCAUCUUGCCUUCCGAGCCCUGCAGCAGCUGCCCUCGACACCGCCCCCUCCCUCCCCCUCCUCCUCCUCCUCAUCCUUAUUAUCGUCAUCAUCAUCAGCAUCAGCAACAGCCGCGUCCUCCGGUCUUGAGCUCCCCGGCGGACCGACCGACCCUCUACCGGAGUCUCGUGACACUCCGGAGACCGACGUUGUCCGAUUCAUGCCAGUCUCGCACGACUGUAAUCAACAAACUUCGCCUCGACAACCGGCCGGUUAUCAGCAUCAAUAUCAUCAUCAUCAUCAUCAUCUGAGCCCGUACGAGUGUGCACGCAGUUUUAUCCGCCGUCGAAACGCUCGUGAACGCGAACGAGUACGUUGCGUGAAUGCUGGCUAUGAGUCGUUGAGACGUCGUCUACCUUUGGCCCCGACCACAGCCGCUGGGGGUCACGAAAAACGAAUGGCCAAAGUUGAGAUUCUACGCGCUGCCAUCACCUACAUCCGCAAAUUGCAGGCGAGUCUGGAGGCCUGA
Molecule: messenger RNA, 1251 nt
Organism: Protopolystoma xenopodis
Lineage: Eukaryota; Metazoa; Platyhelminthes; Monogenea; Polystomatidea; Polystomatidae
Source: the annotation of a GenBank genome assembly